Molecule: messenger RNA, 2301 nt
Organism: Salvia miltiorrhiza (redroot sage)
Lineage: Eukaryota; Viridiplantae; Streptophyta; Magnoliopsida; Lamiales; Lamiaceae
Product: flap endonuclease GEN-like 1
Exons: 8
Coding region: 205-2022 (605 amino acids)
Biological process (GO): pollen development
Molecular function (GO): 5'-flap endonuclease activity
Source: RefSeq, a predicted model, not a curated record
AUCACACCUUUGCAUCAAGAAUUUGGAACGGCCCAGUUCCACCACAAAGGUUAAUUUUCAAUUUCCAUAUCAGUAGCAAAUUCGUUAAAGUAAUUGAUCGAACCCCUUCUUGAACCAAGAAAUUGAAUUAAACUGUUUCCCCAACUACGAACCCCGAGCUACGAUGAUCAUUCAGUGAUCAGCAAUUUCUUCACUCCAAUUGCGAUGGGGGUUGGUGGGCACUUCUGGGAUUUGCUCAAACCCUACGCCCGAUUUGAAGGGUUCGAUUUCUUGAGAAACAAACGCGUUGCAGUGGACUUGUCGUACUGGAUUGUGCAGCAUGAGACCGCCAUUAAAGGGUAUACUAGAAACCCCCAUAUUCGCAUAACCUUUUUCAGAACAGUUAAUCUUUUCUCCAAGUUUGGAGCGUAUCCGGUCUUUGUACUCGAUGGGACUCCGUCCCCUCUAAAAUCUCAGGCAAGGAUAAUGCGAUUUUUCCGAUCAUCUGGUAUUGCCUUGUCGAGUCUGCCAGAGGUGGAGAAAGGUGUAUCUGUUGAAAGAAAUAGAGCCUUUAAGAAAUGUAUUGAAGAAUGCGUGGAAUUGCUCGAACUCCUUGGAAUGCCUAUUUUGAAAGCCAAAGGAGAAGCUGAAGCUCUCUGUGCUCAGUUAAAUAGAGAAGGACUCGUUGAUGCUUGUAUUACUGCUGACAGUGAUGCAUUUCUAUAUGGUGCGCAGUGUGUGGUCAAGCGAAUCCAGCCAAACUCAAAAGAGCCGUUUGAGUGCUACAAUAUAUCUGAUAUUGAGACAGGUCUUGGUCUAAGGAGAAAUCACUUGAUAGCUGUUUCUUUGAUGGUUGGAAGCGAUCAUGAUUUAAAUGGUAUAAUAGGAAUCGGGCUUGAAACUGCAGUUCGUUUUGUCAAAAUUUUCAGCGAAGAUGAUAUAUUGAACAGGCUGCAUGACGUAGCCAGAGGAGAACCACUGGUGAUCGAGGGACAUAAUAGUGCUGAAGAUGUAUCUGCAAGCUCCUGUAAUGAUAAAUCUUCGAAGCUGAGAGUACCUCACUGUUCUCACUGUGGCCAUCCAGGCAAUAAGAAAGCCCAUCUCAAGUUUUCUUGUGAACAUUGCGAUUCAACUGCUGGCCAGAGUUGCUGUCACAAACCAGUAGGAUUCAAAUGUUCAUGCACAUCAUGUGACUUGGACAGGGAAGAAAAAGCUAAGAAGAAAGAUGCAUCUUGGAAACUUACAGUUUGCCGAAAGAUUGCAUCGGAGGAAAAUUUCCCGAAUGAUGAAAUUAUACAGAUGUACCUGAGCAACCGUCAUGGAAUUGAUGAUAAGCCACAUUUACGAUGGGCAAGUCCCAACACGGAAAUGCUGGUUGAUUACCUUGCUUAUCGCCAACACUGGGAGCCAUCUUAUGUUAGGCAAAGAAUACUUCCAAUGUUAUCAACAUUAUAUUUGAGAGAUAUGGCCUCAAGUCCAACCAAUGACUUACUAUAUGGAUCGUACAAGUUUCAUAGCAUUCAGCGUGUUAAGAUAAGAUAUGGACAUCAAUCCUAUGUCGUUCAAUGGAAGAAAGCUGCUAUGAGUUUGAGUGAUGCUGCCUCCCCAAUUCCUCAAGAAUCAGAUUUGCAGUUGGCAGUAGACCUCGAUGAACCUUUUGAUCUGAGUGAAGAUACGGAUGCUCCUUACAUUCAUAUUGAAAAUGGAGGUUGUUUUUUGUCGACUGAUGAAGAUAUGGAACUUGUGCAAAAGGCUUUUCCAGAGGAAGCCAAUCAAUUUUUGAAGGAAAAGGAGUUGAAAGAGAUGAAAUCGCGAAAAAAGAAAUCAAAAUCGGGUUCUGAAGCAACACCGGAAAAAACAGAAUCAUCUACAUCUCGCGGAGUGCAGCUAAGUAUUAAAGAGUUUUAUCGUUCCUCUAAACUGCGUAACUCAAGCAAGCCUGAGGAGGAUUCCGAGAAGGGCUCUGGUUCGUCCAUAGACAAAAGGAAAGAUCCAAGCCCAAGAAUUUCCAAGUCCGCCAGGCGCCGCCUCCUAUUUGGAUGAUUCUGCAACCCUCUCGCAUCACUUGGCUUCUGUGAAUUAAAGUUUCAAUUUUCCCGUUUUCGCUUUCUUGAUAUUGAUACUCCUUUCAAGUGUAAAUAGCUCUUCAUGGUGGCAAUCUCUCUCUCUCUCUCUCUCCUUUGGAAGAAAUUUAAUUGAUGUAUCUAUGUCGUGAUGUGAUUUUAAUGCUACUGAAAGCAAUCAAAAUGGCGUGAAUAUUUGUGAUUAUUGUUCAUAUGCAAUGUAGUAAUUAGAUAAUUAAUGCAGAAUCCUUGUAUUUCA